Molecule: messenger RNA, 1515 nt
Organism: Prunus armeniaca (apricot)
Lineage: Eukaryota; Viridiplantae; Streptophyta; Magnoliopsida; Rosales; Rosaceae
Source: the annotation of a GenBank genome assembly
AUGGAUUAUAGAGCUGCUGAUCAGGAUAUGGAAAUUCAGGAUUUGAGGGAUUCUAAGAGUGUGCAGUUGGAUUCUAAAGUUGGUGAAGCUUUAAUCGCUGAUGUGUCUACUUGUUAUGCAGAGGAUGCCGAGGCUCAAGGGGCAGGUAAUAAGAGAUCCUUGCUUGCUAUGCAAGAUCUUAAGUAUAGACAUAAGUUUGAUAUGUUGGUUAUUUUGGAGCCUAGAAUUAGCUCUGGUAGAGCUCGGAAACUGUUGUGGAAUGAUGCUAAAUUCAACUUGAGAGUCAUUCAUUGUAUGGAUCAAACUGUUUCUGUUUGUGUUGAAACUUCUAGAGGUACUUCUUGGAUAUUUACUGCCACAUAUGGGCACCCUUGCCCGACUAUAAGAUCUCAUCUCUGGCAAAAUUUAUCUAUUAUUGCUGCUUAUUGGAAUCUUCCUUGGGUUGUUUGUGGGGAUUUUAAUGAUAUCUUGUUUGAGAAUGAAAAUUUUGGAAAAUUAUCUGGUAAAAGUAGAGGUUUCAAAGACUGGUUUGAUCAGCAUAGGCUCAUUGAUUUGGGAUUUUUGGGACCGAAGUUUACUUGGGUUAAUAAGAGAGUUAGUGGUGAUUUUGUGAUGAAGAGAUUGGAUAGGGCGAUUUGUAACAAAAAGUUGAGGGUGUUAUUUCGUGAACCUUUCGUGAGGCAUUUGCCUAGAAGAUGUUUUGAUCAUGGUCCUCUUUUGAUUAGUCUGAUUUCUGAUAAGAUUCCUUCAUAUGAGCUUAAGCCUUUCGGAUUUGAGGCAAUGAGGCUUAAACAUUGUUUAUUUUCUGACUUCAUUAAAGCAGAGUGGAAGAAUUUGGAAGGUUCAAUUUCUAAUGAAUUGGACAUGUUGAUUCCCUUGCUUUGGAAGUGGAAUACUCAAGUCUUUGGUCAAAUCUUUCAAAAGAAGAAGAGAAUUCUUGCUAGGCUUCAAGGUAUUCAAAGAAGAAGAAGGAAUAGGAUUGAAAGGCUUAAAUAUAAUAAUGGAGAUUGGAUCUCUAGUAAAGAGGGUUUGAAAGCUCUUGUUGUUGAGUAUUUUCAUGGCAUUUUUUUGGAUGGUGUUGUUGAUAUCAUUAACAGUCCUUUGCCUUCUCUUUUUGCCCAUAUUCCUGAGGCUGAUUUGGCUGCUGUCAAUAAGGAUGUGAUUGAAAAGGAGGCGCAUGAUGCUCUCUUUGCUAUUGGUCCCUAUAAGGCUCCUGGUCCUGAUGGCUAUUCUGCUAUUUUUUUCCAUAAUUGUUGGUCUCUUUGUAAGAAAGAUAUUGAAGGUUCUGUGUUUAAGUGUUUUUCUAAUGGUUUCGUUGUAGAGUUUUUGAACAACACUAUUAUUACUCUGGUUCCUAAAAUCACUAAUCCUCAUAGCAUGCUGCAGUUCCGUCCAAUUAGCCUAUGUAACACUUUAUACAAAGUUGUUUCUAAGAUCAUUGUUGGAAGGCUCAUACCUUUAUCUGUGAAUGUUUUGGAUUUAUCAUCAUUGGCACAAGGCCGCUGGUUAAAAUAG